CAGACGAGUGGAACAGUGGACAGUGCAAGUGCAAGAGCAGACGACGCGAGUGCAACAGUGGACAGUGCAAGUACAAGAGCAGACGACGCGAGUGCAACAGUGAACAGUGCAAGAGCAGACGACGCGAGUGGAACAGCAGACGACGCGAGUGCCACAGCAGGCAACACGCGUGCAACAGUGGAAGGCGCGAGCGCAGCCACGGCGGGGGACACGGUAGCAGACGACGCGAGUGGUCCAGCAGACGGCGCCGUGGCGGCGAGCGUGGCGUCGUCCUGGGAUGCCAGAGCCUCGGUGCUGACGGGCGGACCGGUGGACUUCCGGGACUUCCGGGCGCACUCCACCGGCCUCAGACUGGAUUGGAGCGUGAUGGAGCAGGGCGUGCAGGGCACGGCCCUCAACCUGGGCAAGCCGUCGUCGUCGUCCUCCAGCCUGGACAUGGGGCCCGCGACGCCGCAGGCGGCCCGCGAGCGGGAGUCGGCGCCCAGCAGCUCGGGGAACGCGCGCACGCCGCCGAACUGCGCGCUCUGCCGCAACCACCGGCUAAAGAUCGGCCUCAAGGGGCACAAGCGCUACUGCAAGUACCGGUACUGCGACUGCGACAAGUGCCGCCUGACGGCGGAGCGUCGCCGCGUCAUGGCGUUGCAGACGGCGCUGCGCCGCGCCCAGGCCCAGGACGAGGCGCGGCACCCCGUGCCCCUCGCCGGUAACGCCACCGCGUUGCCGCCCAUGUCGCCGUCCUCGGUGGACGCGGGCAGGGGCACGCCCGCCGCGCAGGACUCCAUGGCGCUGUCCUGCGAGUCCGCCUCCGCGUCGCCCAGCUCCAUCAACGGCACGGGGCCCGGCAGCAGCAGCGGCGGCGGCGGCGGCGGCGCCGGCUCCGACCGCGACGUGGGCCUCGACGCCGUCAGCGUCUCCGUGCCCAGGAAGCUGCACCGCCCCCACACCCCCAGCAGCGCCCCAGACUGCCGCGCCGUGGUGAUUCGAAGGCCACAGUGGUCGCCCGAGUCGCUGGGCAGCGCUAGAACGCCAGGAGAAUACUGCGACUCGGACGUUCGGAGCGUGGACCAAGGCCGAGAAGAACCCCCUUCCCCUAGACCUAGUAGAAAUGGACGAGAGAACGGGCGAGUCCACAGAGAGUCAAUACAGAGGCUUGUGGAAAAAUUUAACUUUCCCCCCGUCGCGCUGCCUCUAAUCUACGUCGUCCUCAAAGACCACGGCUCGGAUUACGAAGAAGUGAAAAAUCUGCUUUUAGAGGCCCAGGAGGAGAUCCUGACGAUGUCGGUGAGCCAGGGCAGCGAGAUGCCGUGGCUGCUGCCGCCGGCGCACCUGUACUCCGCGUCGGCGCUGUGCACGCCCAUCGGGUCGCUGGGCUCCAUCGCGCCCAUCACGCCGCUGCAGUACCAGCUGGGCCUGACGUACCACUCCGGGGCCGCGGCGCCGCACCACCACCACCACCACCACCCCGCGUCCAGCGCCAUGGCGGGCCUGUUCCCCCACCACCUGCACCACCUGCAGGGCAUGCCGUAC
Molecule: messenger RNA, 1527 nt
Organism: Thrips palmi
Lineage: Eukaryota; Metazoa; Arthropoda; Insecta; Thysanoptera; Thripidae
Gene: dsx
Product: doublesex- and mab-3-related transcription factor A2
Exons: 5
Biological process (GO): sex differentiation; regulation of transcription by RNA polymerase II
Cellular component (GO): nucleus
Molecular function (GO): RNA polymerase II cis-regulatory region sequence-specific DNA binding; DNA-binding transcription factor activity, RNA polymerase II-specific
Source: RefSeq, a predicted model, not a curated record